Molecule: messenger RNA, 1024 nt
Organism: Aplosporella prunicola CBS 121167
Lineage: Eukaryota; Fungi; Ascomycota; Dothideomycetes; Botryosphaeriales; Aplosporellaceae
Source: the annotation of a RefSeq genome assembly
AUCAAUAAGCGGCAGGAUCCAGCGACGGAGACUAGCACCGAAUGCAGUAUCCGAUUCUUUUGUUUCCCUCACGCAAAAAUGGUUUCGUGAGUGUGAAGCACACUCGAUGUGCAGUUUAUCCACAAAAGCAUUCACACCUACGCGAUUACUUAAUGUUGGAGCUAGCAACCACUCUACAGUAAGACUGGAAACUAUGACAAACGAAUCCAACACGCGCUACGUUGCACUAAGCCAUUGCUGGGGUCCUCCGGAUCCACAAAAGCCUAUGUUGAAAACGGAACACUCAACCCUAUCCGAAAGAAUGGAAGACAUCCCGCUAUCUAUCAUGCCUAAGAAUUUCAAAGACGCUGUGGCCGUAACCCGUCUCCUAGGAAUCCACUAUCUUUGGAUAGAUUCCCUCUGCAUCAUCCAAGACUCCGUAGAAGACUGGCUACAUGAAGCGGCUCUAAUGUCUCAAGUCUAUCAGCAUGCCUAUGCAACACUCGCUGCUACGUCUACCAAAACAAGCCAUGACGGUUUUUUGGAACGGCCAUCAACCAGCGAAUUACGAGUUCCAUUCAAAUUUUCUGGUGUUAGCAUCACAAGCGGUUACAUUUACCUUCGACCGGCCGCGAAUAGGCAUGCAUGCAGCUACGAAUUUGAUGUUGAGUCGUCUACAUGGAACAACAGAGGCUGGACGCGACAAGAGAGAUUCCUUUCUCGUCGUUUAAUACACUUCUGCAAACACCAGGCCUACUUCGAAUGUAGAAACGUAUUGCAGGCUGAAGAUAACCACAAAGUCCAACAUUUGCCGACAGCCAAUGAGGGUUCUGGAACGGACAUAACAGACGACGGCAAUGACAUUGCUGACGAAGUUUUUGACCACUGGCACAAGAUCGUAGCUCUUUUCUCUACCCGACAACUAACAUACAGUACUGAUAAACUGCCUGCAAUUUCUGGUCUCGCCAAAAAUAUCGCCUCUGCUCGACUAUUGGGACGUUACUUUGCCGGAAUCUGGGAAGGAGAUCUGAUAUACGGAUUACUU